Molecule: messenger RNA, 2895 nt
Organism: Megalops cyprinoides (Indo-Pacific tarpon)
Lineage: Eukaryota; Metazoa; Chordata; Actinopteri; Elopiformes; Megalopidae
Gene: ccdc162
Product: coiled-coil domain-containing protein 162
Exons: 21
Coding region: 1-2895 (964 amino acids)
Source: RefSeq, a predicted model, not a curated record
AUGAAGUUCAGCGCCCGCACGUCUCAGUGCUGUGUGAGGGCUCAGAUUGUGGGGUUGUACCACAGUCUGAACACGCUGUUGGAGGACCUGCCCACCGUGCGGAGCUCCCACUUCAUGCAGGGCGGGGCGAGUGAGCAGAAGAGCGCCCGGGACUCGGAGCUGGGCCUCCGCUCUGACCCCAGGAGUUUCCAGUCCCGGCCCAGGCGUGUACUCUCUGAGGAUGGCAGGACUCUCCUCAACCUGUGGUUCAUCCCCCACUUCUCUGAGGUGCUCCUCAUGUUCCGGGCUCUGGAGGAGGCAGCCUGCCAAAGGGCCCUUAAUCAGACCCUCGAGAUAGCGUCUGCUCUCCAUGACAUCAUCUACUAUCUGGUCAGCUUUGCUCGCCUCGGCAACAGCCCCACCGCCUCCCACUCUAGGACAGGACAGCGUCUCACUGCUGACUGGGGAGGCACAGAAGGCAUCGGGGCGGAGCUAUGGGACAUCCAGAGGCAGAUUGACAGCCUUGAUGACCCCACCAGUCCAGAGGCAGUGGGGCGUCUGCUCCGGCUGCGCAGAGAGGUGCUGUUCCUGCAGUUUGACGCAGCCGUGCGUCAGCGAAUCAGGGAGAGUUUUCUGUCCUCUGGAGACUGUGCAGCCUAUCAGACAGUGACUGACAACAUGGGCCACGCCCUCCCGCUGUUGAGUGACAGCGUGGGCGGCAGUGUGUACAGCUCCCAGCUGCCCCUGCCCCAGCCCCUGGAGCCACACAGCCCCCAGGCCCAGAGGCUGUUUCCAUGGAGAUGCUUUCUUGGACAGCAUGGCACAUUCCCGUUGGCCAUCUGUGAUACCCUGCCCAUUGAGUACUGCAUGCAGCUGUGUUUCAGCGGCCUCAGAGACCGCAGCAGGAUGGUGGCGAACGGGGAGAUUCUGGGAGUGUCCCUCCUGACGGAGGACAUCCUCAACUGCGGACGAGAUGCUGCUCCGUUUCGACUGCAUGUUGCUGGGGACAACGACCCCCAGCAAGGGGACGAGGCAGAGGGUGUAUCUGAGACAGAGAGCGGUGGGGGUGUGGAGGGGGCGGCGUUCCUCUCGGCUCCACACAGGGACCCUCUGCAGAUGUACUCUGUGCUGAGGGCGUUCCUGCUGCUCUGGAAGCAGCUGGAGGUGUUCAGGGACAGCUGGGGCCGGCGGCAGCUGGGCGUGGAGCAGAUCAACACGCCCGCGCUCUACAAGCGAUUCUCCAGGCUCUACAGAGCAGAGAUUUUAUACCCCAGUAUGAGAGCUGUGGCCCGCAAGCUCGGCAGAGAGGAUGAGUACGGGUCGCCCCUGACCGACACCCAGCCUGUUACCCCUCCCACCGGAGCAUCAGAGGUGGACAUCAAGACACAACAGCUUCACAGGCUGCUACAGUGCACUGAGAGCGACAUGAUCAUCGCGGUGCAGAGGAGAAUCGCCCGGGAGCUCAACCUGGUCAUCUCAGAGCGAGCGCGGCAGGACACAGGCCUUCCUACUGAGCUGUGGAAGAGGGGCCCUGUGCAGCACAUCUUCUCCCCGGAGAGGCCGCUGAUCCUGGAGAACUUCAUCCAGCAGCUGAUGGAGGGCGGGGAGCAGGCGGAAGGGAAGGUGACGUUCUCCCAGGCUCACCUGCGGGCGUGCCUCACAGCCCUGGGCUGUGCUGUGAUGGGCCGAGAGAGGAGCUGCUUCCAGGCCUACUCCCUGUUCUACGAGCACAUACUUCAGCAGGAGGGACACCUGCUGUAUCAGAGAGAGCAGGAUGUGAAGGCACUGGAGGCGUCACAGAGGCAGGACCAUGGAGCUGACAAUCAGUCCCAGGUGGCGGAGCUGUGUCGGGGGAUGAUGGCGGAGAUCACCGCCCUUCGCAGCAGGGUGGCCCACAUGGAGGAGGACCAGACGGCCCUGCAGCAGCAGCUCAGCACCCAGUACCAGCAGCGCUACGAGGCCCUGAUCCGACACCUCUUCUCCACCUGCGUUCAGCUGAAGCGCAGGCAGGAUGAGUACCAUGUGAGGAUGGACCGGGACGUGGGCCAGCUGGUGGGCAGGGUGAGGAGGGAGGCGGUGGCCAGCAUGGAGAAGCUGAAGAAGAGGUUCGGCUCCACCAAAGACGAAGAUCUGCGGGCCACGCUGUCCAAGCACACAGACCUGCAGGCCCUGCGGGAGGAGAACAGCCAGCUGGUCGGCCUCAUCUGCAAAAUGAGGGCCCUGAGCCAAUGGAAGAAGAGCACCAGUGAGGGCAAACUGCGCAGCCAGCUGCACCAGUGCAGACAGGAGGCCCUUCUGCUUCAGAAGGAGAGCGUUACAGUGCAAACGGCAUCGGAGGAGGAGGUGAGGAUUCUCCAGCAGGAGCUGGAGGCGGUGAGGAGGGCCCUGGAGCAGUGCCAGGAGGAGUACAACAGCACCAGAACGCUGCUCCAAAAGCAGGGGCAGCAGCUGCAGGAGGCGGAGCACCGGCAGGCGCAGGAGGAGCGCAGCCGGCAGCAGCUGGACGGGCUGCGAGCGCAGACCCUGCAGUGCCUGCAGGAGGACGUCAGCAGCAGGGAGAAGCAGCUGCGCAGCCUCAGUGCGCAGAUGGAGCAGAGCAGCCGGGACAGCCGUCUGCAGCGGCUGCGCAGUCAGCAGGAGCUCAGGCGGGUGAGGAGCCAGCUCCUUCAGGAGCGCAGCCUCAAACAGGAUGCCUUCCAGAGGGUGGACGAGCUGCAGAGCCAGGUGUACGAGGCCGAGGCCGUCCUGUUCAGGGGAAGCCCCGCCCCAGGAGGGAACAGGAAGUGCCAGUCUGUCGCCAGCAGCAGGAGAGCACUGUCAGGUCUGCUGUCAGGUCUGUUUUCAGGUCUGCUGCGGUUCAGUCAGUCUCUUCCUCUCCCAGCUCUGUGGUUACGGCGCAGACAGAUACAGAUUUGA